Molecule: messenger RNA, 8096 nt
Organism: Jaculus jaculus (lesser Egyptian jerboa)
Lineage: Eukaryota; Metazoa; Chordata; Mammalia; Rodentia; Dipodidae
Gene: Abca2
Product: ATP binding cassette subfamily A member 2
Exons: 48
Coding region: 44-7405 (2453 amino acids)
Biological process (GO): lipid transport; transmembrane transport
Cellular component (GO): membrane; intracellular membrane-bounded organelle
Molecular function (GO): lipid carrier activity; ATP binding; ABC-type transporter activity
Source: RefSeq, a predicted model, not a curated record
GGAGCGGGCCGCGGCGCUGAGGCGGCGGGAGCGCGGCCCCGCCAUGGGCUUCCUGCACCAGCUGCAGCUGCUGCUCUGGAAGAACGUGACGCUGAAGCGCCGGAGCCCGUGGGUCCUGGCUUUUGAGAUCUUCAUACCACUCGUCCUCUUCUUCAUCCUGUUGGGGUUGCGGCAGAAGAAACCGACCAUCUCUGUGAAGGAAGCCUUCUACACUGCAGCGCCCCUGACAUCCGCUGGCAUCCUGCCUGUCAUGCAGUCCCUGUGCCCUGAUGGCCAGCGUGAUGAAUUUGGCUUCCUGCAGUAUGCCAACUCCACGGUCACCCAGCUACUGGAGCGCCUCAACCGGGUGGUGGAAGAGAGCAACUUGUUUGAUCCAGCACGGCCCAGCCUAGGCUCUGAGCUCGAGGCCCUGCGGCAGCGCCUGGAGGCCCUCAGCUCAGGCCCCGGCGCCUGGGAGAGCCACUCCUCUAGACCUGCAGGGACACCUCAGCCCCAGCUGGAGCCGGCCCCUCAGUCCCAUCCUCCUGCCUGUCCAGUGUCCUCCUUCUCUCUGGACUCGGUGGCCAGGGACCGGCGGGAGCUCUGGCGUUUCCUCACGCAGAACCUGUCACUGCCCAACAGCACAGCCCAAGCCCUCCUGGCUGCCCGCGUGGACCCUCAUGAGGUCUAUCGCUUGCUUUUUGGUCCUUUGCCUGCCCUGGAUGGGAAGUUGGGUUUCCUCAGGGGCCAGGAGCCCUGGAGCCGGCUGGGGGGCAAUCCUGUGUUCCGGAUGGAGGAGCUGCUGCUGGCUCCUGCCCUUUUGGAGCAGCUUACGUGUGCACCGGGCUCCGGGGAGCUGGGCCGGAUUCUCACCAUGCCCGAGGGUCACCAGGCAGCCCUGCAGAGCUACCGCGAUGCUGUCUGCGGCGGACAGGCUGCGGCUCGUGCCCAGCGCUUCACCGGGCUGGCCACUGAGCUCCGGAACCAGCUGAACUUGGCCAAGAUUGCCCAGCAGCUGGGCCUAGAUGCCCCAAAUGGCUCCGACUCCCAGCAGCAGGCUCCCCCGUCACAGAGCCUGCAGGCGCUUUUAGGAGACCUGCUUGAUGCUCAGAAGGUUCUACAGGAUGUGGAUGUCCUGUCUGCCCUGGCCCUCCUGCUGCCCCAGGGCGCUUGCACUGGCCGGGCUCCUGCGCCUCCAGCCAGCAGCCCGAGUGGGGUGGCCAACAGCACCGGGUUGGGGACGAGCACAGGCUCCAAUGCCACUGCUGAGGAGAGCACCCAGUCACCAGCUGCCCCAGCUUCUGCAGAUACACUGCAAGGCCAGUGCUCAGCCUUCGUGCAGCUCUGGGCUGGCCUGCAACCCAUCUUGUGUGGCAACAACCGUACCAUUGAGCCUGAAGCACUGCGGAGGGGAAACAUGAGCUCUCUGGGCUUCACAAGCAAGGAGCAGCGAAACCUGGGCCUUCUUGUGCACCUCAUGACCAGCAACCCCAAAAUCUUGUAUGCGCCGGCGGGCUCUGAGGCUGACCGUGUGAUCCUCAAGGCCAACGAGACCUUUGCCUUCGUGGGCAAUGUGACACACUAUGCCCAGGUCUGGCUCAACAUCUCUGCCGAGAUCCGCAGCUUCCUGGAGCAGGGACGGCUACAGCAGCACCUGCACUGGCUGCAGCAGUAUGUGGCUGAGUUGCGGCUGCACCCUGAAGCACAGAACCUGUCACUGGAGGAGUUGCCUCCUGCCCUGCGCCAGGACAACUUCUCACUGCCCAAUGGCACGGCCCUCCUGCAACAGCUAGACACAAUUGACAAUGCAGCAUGUGGCUGGAUCCAGUUCAUGUCCAAGGUGAGCGUGGAUAUCUUCAAGGGCUUUCCUGACGAGGAGAGCAUUGUCAACUAUACACUCAACCAGGCCUACCAGGACAACGUCACUGUAUUUGCCAGUGUGAUCUUCCAGACACGGAAGGAUGGCUCCCUUCCUCCCCACGUGCAUUACAAGAUCCGCCAGAACUCCAGCUUCACUGAGAAAACCAACGAGAUCCGCCGUGCCUACUGGAGGCCAGGGCCCAACACGGGCGGCCGCUUUUACUUCCUGUACGGCUUUGUGUGGAUCCAGGACAUGAUGGAGCGUGCCAUCAUCAACACGUUCGUGGGGCACGACGUGGUGGAGCCUGGCAACUAUGUACAGAUGUUCCCGUACCCCUGCUAUACCCGCGAUGACUUCCUGUUUGUCAUCGAGCACAUGAUGCCGCUGUGCAUGGUGAUCUCAUGGGUCUAUUCAGUGGCCAUGACCAUCCAGCACAUCGUGGCAGAGAAAGAACACCGGCUCAAAGAGGUGAUGAAGACAAUGGGCCUGAACAACGCCGUGCACUGGGUGGCCUGGUUCAUUACGGGCUUCGUGCAGCUGUCCAUCUCGGUGACGGCGCUGACCGCAAUCCUCAAGUACGGCCAGGUGCUCAUGCACAGUCACGUGCUCAUCAUCUGGCUCUUCCUGGCUGUCUACGCCGUGGCCACCAUCAUGUUCUGCUUCCUGGUGUCCGUGCUGUACUCCAAGGCCAAGCUGGCCUCAGCCUGUGGUGGCAUCAUCUACUUCCUGAGCUACGUACCCUACAUGUAUGUGGCGAUCCGUGAGGAGGUGGCCCACGAUAAGAUCACAGCCUUCGAGAAGUGCAUCGCGUCCCUGAUGUCCACAACGGCCUUUGGCCUGGGCUCCAAGUACUUUGCACUGUAUGAGGUGGCAGGUGUGGGCAUCCAGUGGCACACAUUCAGCCAGUCCCCAGUGGAAGGGGAUGACUUCAACCUGCUCCUCGCUGUCACCAUGUUGAUGGUGGACACAGUGGUCUACGGCGUGCUCACGUGGUACAUCGAAGCCGUGCACCCAGGAAUGUAUGGGCUGCCCCGGCCCUGGCACUUCCCAUUGCAGAAGUCCUACUGGCUGGGCAGUGGGCGGGCAGAGGCCGGGGAGUGGAGCUGGCCGUGGGCACGUGCUCCCCGCCUCAGUGUCAUGGAAGAGGACCAGGCCUGUGCCAUGGAGAGUCGACGUUUUGAGGAGACGCGUGGCAUGGAGGAAGAGCCUACCCACCUGCCCCUGGUCGUCUGCGUGGACAAGCUCACCAAGGUCUACAAGAACGAUAAAAAGCUGGCCCUGAACAAGCUGAGCCUCAAUCUCUAUGAGAACCAGGUGGUCUCCUUUCUGGGCCACAACGGGGCCGGCAAGACCACCACCAUGUCCAUCCUGACCGGCCUCUUCCCGCCCACGUCGGGCUCGGCCACUAUCUACGGACACGACAUCCGCACAGAGAUGGAUGAGAUCCGCAAGAACCUGGGCAUGUGCCCGCAGCACAACGUGCUCUUCGACCGGCUCACUGUGGAGGAGCACCUCUGGUUCUACUCGCGGCUCAAGAGCAUGGCACAGGAGGAGAUCCGCAAGGAGAUGGACAAGAUGAUCGAAGACCUGGAACUCUCCAACAAGCGCCACUCACUGGUGCAAACACUGUCCGGAGGUAUGAAGCGUAAGCUGUCGGUGGCCAUUGCUUUCGUGGGUGGCUCCCGAGCCAUCAUCCUGGAUGAGCCCACUGCCGGCGUGGACCCCUAUGCCCGCCGUGCCAUCUGGGACCUCAUCUUGAAGUACAAGCCAGGCCGCACCAUCCUCCUGUCCACCCACCACAUGGAUGAGGCCGACCUGCUGGGGGACCGCAUCGCCAUCAUCUCCCAUGGGAAACUCAAGUGCUGUGGCUCCCCGCUCUUUCUCAAGGGUGCCUACGGCGACGGGUACCGCCUCACGCUGGUCAAGCGGCCCGCAGAACCCGGGGCCCCCCAAGAGCCAGGGCUGGUGUCCAGCCCCUCAGGUCGUGCCCCGCUGAGCAGCUGUUCGGAGCCCCAGGUGUCUCAGUUCAUCCGCAAGCACGUGGCCUCCUGCCUGCUAGUCUCUGACACGAGCACCGAGCUCUCCUACAUCCUGCCCAGUGAGGCUGCCAAGAAGGGGGCCUUCGAGCGCCUCUUCCAGCACUUGGAGCACAGCCUGGACGCACUGCAUCUGAGCAGUUUUGGGCUGAUGGACACCACGUUAGAGGAGGUGUUCCUCAAGGUGUCUGAGGAGGACCAGUCCCUGGAGAACAGUGAAGCUGAUGUGAAGGAGUCCAGGAAAGAUGUACUACCUGGGACGGAGGGUCCAGCACCCGUGGGUGGUCAAGCUGGCAACCUGGCCCAGUGCUCAGAACUGGCGCACUCACAGGCGUCGCUGCAGUCUGCAUCUUCGGUGGGCUCUGCCCGUGGCGACGAGGGAGCUGGCUAUGCCGAUGUCUACGGUGACUACCGUCCCCUCUUUGACAACUUGCAGGACGCAGACAAUGCCAGCUUGCAAGAGGCAGAGGUGGAGGCUCUGUCACGAGUGGGCCAGGGCAGCCGCAAGCUGGAGGGCUGGUGGCUGAAGAUGAGGCAGUUCCACGGGCUCCUGGUGAAACGCUUCCACUGUGCCCGGCGGAACUCCAAAGCACUCUGCUCUCAGAUCCUGCUGCCCGCCUUCUUCGUUUGUGUGGCCAUGACCGUGGCACUGUCUGUUCCGGAGAUCGGUGACCUGCCUCCACUGGUCCUGUCACCGUCCCAGUACCAUAACUAUACCCAGCCCCGUGGCAACUUCAUCCCCUAUGCCAACGAGGAGCGCAGGGAGUACCGACUGCGGUUGUCGCCGGAUGCCAGCCCCCAGCAGCUGGUGAGCACAUUCCGGCUCCCGUCGGGCGUGGGUGCUACCUGUGUGCUCAAGUCUCCCAGCAAUGGCUCCCUGGGGCCCAUGCUGAACCUGAGCAGUGGAGAGUUCCGCCUGCUGGCUGCACGGUUCUUCGACAGCAUGUGCCUGGAGUCCUUCACACAGGGCCUGCCGCUGUCCAACUUCGUGCCACCCCCACCCUCGCCUGCCCCAUCCGACUCCCCUGUGUCCCUGGAUGAGGACUCACUGCAGGCUUGGAACACCUCUUUGCUACCCACGACUGGGCCAGAGACAUGGACGUCGGCACCUUCUCUGCCACACCUAGUGCGGGAGCCUGUCCGCUGCACCUGCUCUGCGCAGGGCACCGGCUUCUCCUGUCCCAGCAGCGUGGGUGGGCACCCGCCCCAGAUGCGAGUGGUCACAGGUGACAUUCUGACUGACAUCACGGGCCACAACGUCUCAGAGUACUUGCUCUUCACCUCCGAUCGCUUUCGGUUGCACCGGUAUGGGGCCCUCACCUUUGGUAACGUUCAGAAGUCAGUCCCGGCUUCGUUUGGUGCCCGGGCCCCAGCCAUGGUGCGGAAGAUUGCAGUGCGAAGGGUGGCCCAGGUGCUCUACAAUAACAAGGGCUACCACAGCAUGCCCACCUACCUCAACAGCCUCAACAACGCUAUCCUGCGUGCCAAUCUGCCCAAGAGCAAGGGCAAUCCUGCCGCUUACGGUAUCACUGUCACCAACCACCCCAUGAACAAGACCAGCGCCAGCCUCUCCCUGGACUACCUGCUGCAGGGCACAGACGUGGUCAUCGCCAUCUUCAUCAUUGUGGCCAUGUCCUUCGUGCCGGCCAGCUUCGUGGUCUUCCUUGUGGCGGAGAAGUCCACCAAGGCUAAACACCUGCAGUUCGUCAGCGGCUGCAACCCUGUCAUCUACUGGCUGGCCAACUACGUGUGGGACAUGCUCAACUACCUAGUCCCGGCCACCUGCUGCGUCAUUAUCCUCUUUGUGUUUGACCUGCCAGCCUACACGUCACCCACCAACUUCCCAGCGGUGCUUUCUCUGUUCCUGCUCUACGGGUGGUCCAUCACGCCCAUCAUGUAUCCGGCCUCCUUCUGGUUCGAGGUCCCCAGCUCAGCCUACGUUUUCCUCAUCGUCAUCAACCUCUUCAUCGGCAUCACGGCCACCGUGGCCACCUUCCUGCUGCAGCUUUUUGAGCAUGACAAGGACCUAAAGGUCGUCAACAGUUACCUGAAAAGCUGUUUCCUCAUCUUCCCCAACUACAACCUGGGCCAUGGGCUCAUGGAGAUGGCCUACAAUGAGUACAUCAAUGAGUACUACGCUAAGAUAGGCCAGUUUGACAAGAUGAAAUCCCCAUUUGAGUGGGAUAUCGUCACACGCGGACUGGUAGCCAUGACAGUCGAGGGCUUUGUGGGUUUCUUUCUCACCAUCAUGUGCCAGUACAACUUCCUUCGACAGCCACAACGCCUGCCCGUGUCCACCAAACCCGUGGAGGAUGACGUGGACGUGGCCAGUGAGCGGCAGCGAGUGCUUCGUGGGGACGCCGACAAUGACAUGGUCAAGAUUGAGAACCUGACCAAGGUAUACAAGUCCCGGAAGAUUGGCCGCAUCCUGGCUGUGGACCGCCUUUGCCUGGGUGUGCGUCCUGGGGAGUGCUUUGGCCUCCUGGGCGUCAAUGGUGCAGGCAAGACCAGCACUUUCAAGAUGCUGACGGGAGAUGAGAGCACAACGGGGGGCGAGGCCUUCGUCAACGGGCACAGCGUGCUCAAGGACCUGCUCCAGGUUCAGCAGAGCCUCGGCUACUGCCCUCAGUUCGAUGCCCUGUUUGACGAGCUCACAGCCCGCGAGCAUCUACAGCUCUACACACGGCUGCGUGGCAUCCCCUGGAAGGAUGAGGCACGGGUGGUGAAGUGGGCUCUCGAGAAGCUGGAACUGACCAAGUACGCGGAUAAGCCAGCUGGCACGUACAGCGGCGGCAACAAGAGAAAGCUGUCCACGGCCAUCGCGCUCAUUGGGUACCCCGCAUUCAUCUUUUUGGACGAGCCCACCACUGGCAUGGACCCCAAGGCCCGGCGCUUCCUGUGGAAUCUUAUUCUGGACCUCAUCAAGACAGGGCGCUCGGUGGUGCUGACGUCACACAGCAUGGAGGAGUGUGAAGCCCUGUGUACGCGGCUGGCCAUCAUGGUGAACGGACGUCUGCGCUGUCUGGGCAGCAUCCAGCAUCUGAAGAACAGGUUUGGAGACGGCUAUAUGAUCACUGUGAGGACCAAGAGCAGCCAGCAUGUGAAGGACGUGGUGCGGUUCUUCAACAGGAACUUUCCUGAAGCCAUGCUCAAGGAGCGGCACCACACAAAGGUGCAGUACCAGCUCAAGUCCGAGCACAUCUCCCUGGCCCAAGUGUUCAGCAAGAUGGAGCAGGUGGUGGGCGUGUUAGGCAUUGAGGAUUACUCUGUCAGCCAGACCACCCUGGACAAUGUGUUUGUGAACUUUGCCAAGAAGCAGAGUGACAAUGUGGAACAGCAAGAGGUGGAGCCCUCUAGCCUGCCGUCCCCACUUGGCCUGCUCAGCCUGCUGAGGCCCCGGCCCGCACCCACGGAGCUCCGGGCCCUGGUGGCUGAUGAGCCUGAGGACCUGGACACAGACGACGAGGGCCUCAUUAGCUUCGAGGAGGAGCGGGCCCAGCUCUCCUUCAAUACGGAUACACUCUGUUGACCACUGCAGCUGAAUCAGGGAUGUGACUAUGGGGACAGAAGUUAGGCGGUGGCCAUGACCUCCAGUCACACAUGCCAGGCCCUGGAGAGGCAGGUUCAGGACCAAAGGGCUUCUUGCCCUCCUCCCGCCCACCACCAUCCUCUCCUCGCCCUGCGGUCUCUGUGGCCGCCAUCUCCCAAUUGUGCCAAAGGCUAGCCCGGCCCUGGGCUGCACACACCCUCACCCUGCUUUGCCUUAAAGCCUUGGGGCCUGGCCCAGCCCCUCACCCUGUCCAGCGCCGUCCACCUUCCCAGGGUGACAUGGGCUGCCCCAGGUAUCCUGUAAGCCUCCACCGCGGCCCCAAGUCUGGCCAGGCCUGGCCUCCUCCUCCUGCAUCUUUUUACUGAUAGCCGAGGCUGCAGGUGGGAGCUGGGCAGCUCGCCUGUUUGCUUUGCUUUAAGAAGUGGAUCCCUAGCCCUGCUGCUGUGCGGAAGCAGACACGUGUGGGGAGCUGUGGACAUGGCUGCCUGGGCCCUGGUGGAAUAGCAGGAACGGAGAAGCUGGCCCUGCUGGCUAGUUGAGGGGCCGCCCCCUCCCUGCCCCCUCCAGCUGCCAUUGCUCUCCCACCCAGCUUGGCCCUUCCUGCCACCCACCUGGGAGCCGGACCUGUACAUAGCACACAGAUGUUUUCAAUAAAUAAGAAAAAAGGGUA